CAGACCCUUAGUUUAUUGACCCGUUCCUUCUUUUUAAAAAAAGCUUAAAAUUAAAACCAAUCAUCACUCUCAACUCAGCACCCACACUCUCCCAUGGCUUCUCUACCGCUUCAAGACAGAGUUGCAAUCGUCACCGGCUCCUCUCGAGGGAUCGGACGAGAGAUCGCACUCCACCUAGCUUCACUCGGCGCCAGACUCGUCAUCAACUACAUUUCCAACUUCAACCAAGCCGACGCAGUCGCCACCGAGAUCAACAACAACCAAUCCACUCCACGAGCCAUCACUGUCCGCGCCGAUGUAUCCAAUCCAGACGGCGUGAAGUCUCUCUUCGAAUCCGCUGAGAGAUUCUUCAACUCGCCGGUUCACAUCCUGGUUAACUCAGCCGGCGUUCUGGAUGCCGAGAAUCCAACCAUAGCAAACACAACCGUGGAGAGCUUCGACCGCGUUAUGAACAUAAACGCAAAAGGAGCGUUUCUCUGUGCAAAGGAGGCGGCGAACCGAUUGAAGCGCGGCGGAGGAGGGAGAAUCAUACUGCUGACGUCGUCGUUGGUGGCGUCUUUGAAGACUUGUACUGGCGCGUAUACGGCGUCUAAGGCGGCGGUAGAGGCGAUGACGAAGAUUCUGGCGAAGGAGCUGAAGGGGACGGGGAUUACAGCGAACUGUGUGGCUCCUGGACCUGUUGCGACGGAGAUGUUUUUCGACGGGAAGACGGAGGAGAUGGUGAAGAAAACGGAAGAAGAGAGUCCGUUUGGUAGAAUUGGGGAGGUGAAAGAAAUUUCUCCAGUUGUUGGUUUUUUGGCUACUGAUUCUGCUGAAUGGAUCAACGGUCAAAUUAUUCGUGUCAAUGGUGGCUAUGUUUAGGGUUUAGGUUACGAAUAUCUGUAGCGAGUCUUUUUAUGUGCUAUGAAUGGAGUAAUUUCCCAUUCAAUUUCAAAUAAUCCAAAUGUGUAAUGUUUUCAAUAUUCACAAGAUAUUGAGAUUGUACGUAAUAAACUUAUUGAGCAAUGGAUCCUUUAUUUCA
Molecule: messenger RNA, 1021 nt
Organism: Vicia villosa (hairy vetch)
Lineage: Eukaryota; Viridiplantae; Streptophyta; Magnoliopsida; Fabales; Fabaceae
Product: NADPH-dependent aldehyde reductase-like protein, chloroplastic
Exons: 1
Coding region: 94-861 (255 amino acids)
Molecular function (GO): oxidoreductase activity
Source: RefSeq, a predicted model, not a curated record